This is a messenger RNA of Portunus trituberculatus (swimming crab), 678 nucleotides long. Its product is annotated as tigger transposable element-derived protein 7-like. The record is from RefSeq and is a predicted model, not a curated record. NCBI's taxonomy places the organism in Eukaryota, Metazoa, Arthropoda, Malacostraca, Decapoda, Portunidae. Bases 1 to 678 code for a protein of 225 amino acids. Gene Ontology annotation, molecular function: nucleic acid binding. The transcript has 2 exons.
AUGUUUCUGCCCAAGAACACUACCUCCUUGAUCCAGCCUAUGGAUCAAGGAGUUAUAAGUUCGUUCAAGAGGAUUUACCUACGUAAAUACCUGGAUGACGUGUUGGUUGUGCUGGAGACAGAGGAUGGUGCAGUUGAGGAUACUAGAGGCAAGAGAACGUUGGCUAACAUAAAAAACUACAACAUAAGAGCUGCUAUUUAUAACAUGUAUGAGGCCUGGAGAGAAAUGAAACACACAACAUUUACUAAUGCCUGGAAGAAACUUAUGAAGGAUGAAGAUUACUGCGCCGAUUUUGAAGGCUUCGAGGCUACAGACUUUCACCAGCUACUGAAAAAGUCUGGGGAAGAGGAAGUAACAGUGGAUGACGUGGAUGAGUGGUUGGAAGAAAAUGAUCAAACACAAGGAAAUGAAAUUCUCAACACUGAACAAAUAGUAGCGGCUGUGACGGGUGAGGAGAGCGACAGUGAGGAUAGUGACUCAGGUGAGGUGAAACCUACAGUAAAGAUGAGCGUCGUUCGUGAAUGUGCUGAUGUCUUACUUAAGUUUGUUGAAGAUUGCUCUCGGCAAGACAUCCAGAUUCACUAUGAUCAACUUCGCCUGCUUCGAUCUAAAAUCAUUCGUAUGCAACACGAGUCUGGCAGACAGACUUUGAUAAAAGAGUUCUUCAAAUUGCAUUAA